Molecule: messenger RNA, 519 nt
Organism: Cornus florida
Lineage: Eukaryota; Viridiplantae; Streptophyta; Magnoliopsida; Cornales; Cornaceae
Exons: 1
Coding region: 1-519 (172 amino acids)
Source: RefSeq, a predicted model, not a curated record
AUGCAAAACCACCAGUCCCAUCCCACUGGAUCUGUACCAUUCACAGAAGCGAAUGUGUCAUCAUUUCACGGCCAUAGACGUGAACGUGGACGCAAACGUCGUGGUGGUCAUGGAUAUGGUCGCAAUAAAAAUAAUGAUAAUAAUCAUAGUGGUCAUAAUUCCUCAUUGGUUCCCAGAAGGAACUCCACACCGUCCCACCAGAAGUGGAAUUCAAAUGCGACGAAGCAGGCAAAAGAAAAAGCUUUGCAGAACAAAGCUCCUGAGAUAUAUGAUGACAAGCCUUACUAUAGAUGUGGAAUGAAAGGUCAUUGGUCGCGUACCUGUCGUACGCCCAAACAUCUAGUUAAUCUUUACCGUGCCUCAAUGAAUGAUAAGGGUAAAAGAAAGGAAAUUGAAAUGAAUUUUGUGGAUGAUGACUUACCAACUGAUAUUACUCACCUUGAUGUUUCGGACUUCUUUGUUGAUCCUAGUGAUAAUAUUAAUCAUUUGAUUAGUGAUGGAAAUGUCCAUACCAAUUAA